UGUCGGUGGCGGGGCUGAAGAAGCAGUUCCACAAAGCCAGCCAGCUAAUUAGUGAAAAAAUAAGUGGCAUCGAAGGAACGAAACUAGAUGACGAAUUUCUUGACAUGGAAAGGAAAGUAGAUGUCACCAAUAAAGCGGUUGCAGAAAUUCUUACAAAAGCCACAGAAUAUCUUCAGCCAAAUCCAGCAUACAGAGCUAAGCUAGGGAUGCUGAACACUGUGUCGAAGAUCCGAGGGCAGGUGAAGACCACCGGGUACCCGCAGACCGAAGGCUUGUUGGGCGACUGCAUGCUGAAGUACGGCAGGGAGCUCGGGGAAGGCUCCACCUUCGGCAGCGCACUCAUAGAAGUCGGCGAAUCCAUGAAGCUGAUGGCCGAGGUGAAAGACUCCCUUGAUAUCAGUGUGAAGCAAACUUUUAUCGACCCACUUCAGUCACUGCAAGACAAAGAUUUAAAAGAGAUUGGGCACCACUUGAAGAAGCUGGAGGGCCGCCGGCUGGAUUACGAUUAUAAAAAGAAACGAGUAGGUAAGAUACCAGACGAAGAAAUCAGACAAGCGGUAGAAAAAUUUGAAGAGUCCAAGGACUUGGCUGAAAGAAGCAUGUUUAAUUUUUUAGAAAAUGAUGUCGAGCAAGUCAGCCAGUUGGCCGUGUUUAUAGAGGCCGCCUUAGAGUAUCACAGGCAGUCCACGGAGAUUCUGCAGGAGCUCCAGAGCAAGCUGCACAUUCGAAUUUCGGCUGCGUCGUCCCUGCCCAGACGGGAGUACAAGCCGCGGACACUGAAGAGGAGUUCCAGUGAGCUCAACGGGGUGUCUGCCACCUCGCUGACAAAGACCACAGGUUUUACGGUUCCCCUGGACCAGCCCUGCUGCCGUGGCCUCUAUGACUUCGAGCCAGAAAACCAAGGAGAAUUAGGAUUUAAAGAAGGGGACAUCAUUACCUUGACCAAUCAGAUAGAUGAGAACUGGUAUGAAGGGAUGCUGCACGGGGAGUCCGGAUUCUUCCCCAUUAACUAUGUUGACGUGAUUGUGCCUUUACCUCAGUAAACGUGUAACUCAAGA
Molossus molossus (Pallas's mastiff bat) is the source of this 1058-nucleotide messenger RNA. It is a transcript of the gene SH3GL3, whose product is annotated as SH3 domain containing GRB2 like 3, endophilin A3. NCBI's taxonomy places the organism in Eukaryota, Metazoa, Chordata, Mammalia, Chiroptera, Molossidae. Bases 105 to 1043 code for a protein of 312 amino acids. Gene Ontology annotation, biological process: endocytosis; synaptic vesicle uncoating. The record is from RefSeq and is a predicted model, not a curated record. Gene Ontology annotation, molecular function: protein binding. Gene Ontology annotation, cellular component: presynapse; cytoplasm; glutamatergic synapse. The transcript has 9 exons.